This is a messenger RNA of Magallana angulata, 1726 nucleotides long. RefSeq names its product endosome-associated-trafficking regulator 1-like. Gene Ontology annotation, biological process: positive regulation of protein localization to cilium; regulation of cytokinesis; positive regulation of cilium assembly. NCBI's taxonomy places the organism in Eukaryota, Metazoa, Mollusca, Bivalvia, Ostreida, Ostreidae. The record is from RefSeq and is a predicted model, not a curated record. The coding region runs from base 40 to 1284 and encodes 414 amino acids. The transcript is spliced from 7 exons. Gene Ontology annotation, cellular component: centrosome; early endosome; ciliary basal body.
AAAUCCGUCGGGAUCGACUUACAGAAAAUUAUUAUCCCAAUGGCAGAAGGCGGAGAAGAGGAAAACAAUCCUUUUUCAUUUAAAAAGUUUGUGAAAUCUAAAGAUAGAAAUGUUGAAAAGGGAGAAGAAGAGAAUACAGCACCGAAUAAGGAAACUGUAGCACAAACGAAAGAUACUUCAAGUAACACAAAGAAAAAGAAGAAACCCGAUGAAAAUCCUUUUUCAUUUAAAAAAUUCUUAGAAUCAUCAGGAUCUGGUUCCAAUUCUAGAGACAGAAAUAACAAAAUUCACCACUCUCAGCGUAACUCACAGAAUACUCCAGACUUUGCCACUGAUCUUCCAGAUUUUGUCCAAGAUCAUUUCCAGGAGAGUCCUGUUGAGCCGUCACUCCCAACCAGUUUAGAUCUUCCCCUCCCAGAUCUUGGAUUUCCCAAGGAAUCAAUUCCAAGAAGACAUACUAAUUCAUUCAAUGAACCGUUUUUGGCUGGUAGUAAUGAGACUAGAAAUUUUUCCACCGAUAGCCUUAGGGCUAAAGGCGUUUUCACUCCUAACAAUAGUGAAAGUGACUUAGUUUCUGGGAUAGGGGAGGUAACUCAAAAUAAGAGUGAGGAACAAGACUUUAUGCCAAAUCGCCCUCAUGUUCCUACAAGACUCCCAGAUUUUAUUACUGAUGGAAUAUUAAGAAACACGGAUAGUCACCCGGAUAAUGAGAUUAGCUUGCCAAAGCCAGAAGGUUAUUUACCCAAUGGUCCACAGAGAACAAGGAGUAAAGAUGAGGAAAAUGAAAGACUGAAAGCAGAAAAUGAAAUUCUGAAACAACAACUCGAAGAAGCCAGAAGUAGAAAUGUGAUAGAAACAAAAAGGUGCAAUAAAUUAAAAAAAGAGAUGGAAGCUGCCCAGAAAAAGGAAGCAGAAGACACGGCUGCAAUGGAGAAAAUGCUUGGAGAAGUUGAGGCCAAUUUACUGACAACAACGAAAAGGGCGGUAGCAGCAGAGAACCAGUCAACUGUUUUACAGAAUCGAGUCACAUAUCUGGAAAAUGAAAACAGACUAUUAAAGUCUGGGGACAAGGGAUUAGCUGAUCUGAAGGAGAGGACUUCCUAUGUGUCUCAGCAGUUAUCUUCAGUCGUCUCAGCAGCGGAACAAAAUCUGAAACAAAUGUUGUCUGGAGUAGAGAACUUGAGAGUUAUGUCUCAGGUCUUGAAAUCAAUAGACAAAGUCACAGAGACUGAAGAAAACACAAGCGCGAGUCAAAAGCCAGAUCCUAAGAAUAAUAACAGCUGACCUGAAUGGACAAAGGUUAAAGUUCAGAUUGAAGGAGGUUGUAAAAUGAUGACAUAAAGUACAUAACCAUUAUUGUGAAUGUAAAUGAACAAGUGGCAUUCAGUAUUGAGAGAUAUGCUAGAUGUUUACAACACAUUUUGUAAUUUUCUUUCUCAAAAAUGAAAUACAUGUACAUUUUUUAAAAUAUGUUGAUUUCAUUUUAUCAUACGACAAGAUUUAAAGUGAAUUUUGAAUAUAUGUCAUCUAUAUCAGAGGAACAGCCAUGUCAUUGUCUACCAAAAUGAUCUCUUGGUUGAUUUUUCUUGUCAGUAAUAAAAGGAGAUUGUUUUUUAUGAUAUAGGUCUAGACUUUUAAGUGUCAUACAAUUCCUGUAUUGUACAUGUAAUCUUGAGUUGAUAGAAUUAUGUAAAAUCUUUUACACAGACAAUAUAUUUAUAUAAAU